UGCAGUGAGGUGCGUUUUUGUGAAAUAUGUUUUAAAAUGAUUAAAUUAUUAGGUUUAUGCUCUGUUGCAAUGAGAUAAACAAGUUGUGUAUAGAUUUUGAUGUGCGGCUGGCUUGAGGACGUACAACGCUGUGGAAGCAUUUCACCGGCUGAAGCAGGGAGUCAACAAUAAGGAUGACUACUAGCAGUGAAGAUGUGUUGCUGCAGAUGGGCGAGGUGCGGUAUAAGAAAGGCGAUGGCACGCUCUACGUGAUGAAUGAGCGUUUGGCCUGGAUGGCGGAGCACCGCGACACCGUAACCGUAUCGCAUCGCUAUGCGGAUAUCAAAACACAGAAGAUCUCGCCUGAGGGCAAGCCCAAAGUGCAGCUGCAGGUUGUGCUGCACGAUGGCAACACGUCCACAUUUCACUUUGUGAAUCGUCAGGGUCAGGCAGCAAUGCUAGCUGAUCGCGACAAGGUUAAGGAGCUGCUGCAGCAGCUGCUGCCCAAUUUCAAGCGCAAGGUAGACAAAGACCUUGAGGACAAAAAUCGCAUACUGGUUGAGAAUCCCAAUCUGCUGCAACUGUACAGGGAUCUAGUAAUCACCAAAGUGCUGACCAGCGAUGAGUUCUGGGCCACGCAUGCCAAGGAUCAUGCGCUGAAGAAAAUGGGAAAAGCUCAGGAAAUAGGUGUGUCUGGUGCCUUUUUGGCGGAUAUUAAGCCACAGACUGAUGGCUGUAAUGGACUCAAAUAUAAUCUAACAUCGGAUGUGAUUCAUUGCAUUUUCAAAACCUAUCCCGCUGUUAAGCGCAAGCAUAUGGAGAAUGUGCCGGCAAAGAUGCCAGAGUCUGAGUUUUGGACAAAGUUUUUUCAGUCACAUUAUUUUCAUCGCGAUCGCCUUACCGCCGGCACCAAGGACAUAUUCACUGAAUGCGGCAAGAUUGAUGAUCAAGCUCUAAAAGCGGCAGUGCAGCAGGGCGCCGGCGAUCCGCUGCUGGACUUGAAGAAGUUUGAGGAUGUGCCGCUAGAGGAAGGCUUCUGCAGCGUGGCAGGCGAUCGCAAUGUGGUCAACAGCGGCAACAUUGUGCAUCAAAAUAUGAUCAAACGCUUCAAUCAGCACUCAAUUAUGGUACUCAAGACCUGUGCCAAUGUGAGCUCAGCGAACGGCAGCAGCAGUGGCAGAAGCGGCAUGGCUAAUGGCCCUUUGGGCAGUGGUAGCAGCAUGCAUCAGAAUGGCGUCAAUGGCAAGUCAGCCAAAGGCCAAAGCAGCGAUAAUAAUAUUGCAGAGCAGGAUGCGCCACAGGCGAAAAAACAGCGUCUUAUGGAAAAGAUACACUACGAGGAUCUUGGCGAUCCGCUUAUCGAUUCAGACGAUGAGGCACAGCAAGUGAGCAACAAGCCGCAUUCGUUUGAGCUCUCCAAAGUGGAGCGCUACCUAAAUGGACCGCUGCAGAAUCAAAUGUACGACACUCAUAGCGAUGACCAGCGCCUGGAUGAGGUGCAAUACAAACUGGUGCGUUGCUCAGAAACCUGGCUGGACCGCAGUGCACAGCGGCAGGUUAUCUGCCCCAAGGCGGCAGUUAAUGCGCUGGGCGAGCUCAGCCCCGCCGGCACGCUUAUGCGUGGCUUUCAGGAGCGAACAGCGCAGCUGGUGCCACCGGAUUUUCAGCGCGAUUUGCGCAAUUUGUACUUGUCACUGUUGGAGUUGCUGAAGCACUUUUGGAAUUGUUUUCCUCCAACCACCGAGGAACUGGAGGCUAAGCUGCAGCGCAUGCAUGAAACACUGCAGCGCUUUAAAAUGGCCAAACUAGUGCCUUUUGAGAAUCGCGCCAUGCAUGAGCUGACGCCACUGCGUUCUUCAUUGACGCAACACAUGAACACGCUGCUGCGCACAGCCAACUCGAAGUAUGCCACUUGGAAGGAGCGCAAGCUGCGCAACAAUAGAUAACAAUCGCAGUCGUAUGCCACAUAUAGCAGCGACGCAGCAAGCCAAUUACUUUAAGCCACUAGAGUUAGACUUAGCUGUAAAACAAAAAGCAAACUAAAGAGCUAUUUGUACUGCAAACUGUUUCGAAC
Molecule: messenger RNA, 2053 nt
Organism: Drosophila busckii
Lineage: Eukaryota; Metazoa; Arthropoda; Insecta; Diptera; Drosophilidae
Gene: Tfb1
Product: general transcription factor IIH subunit 1
Exons: 6
Coding region: 174-1925 (583 amino acids)
Biological process (GO): nucleotide-excision repair; transcription by RNA polymerase II; transcription by RNA polymerase I
Cellular component (GO): transcription factor TFIIH core complex; transcription factor TFIIH holo complex
Source: RefSeq, a predicted model, not a curated record